AUGUUAAGGGUGGCAGCUGUUGGGCUGGCGUGGGAAUGUCCUGCAUCUGGAUCUUUGUGCAAAUGCUCCCUGGCACAAGCAUCUCGUGAAACAAGGAAUGUGCAAGUGCUGUUGAAAAUGGUCGUGCUGCAGGGCGUUGCUCAGGUCCACGGAGUGAACAGCAGACACUUCAGUUGCCGAAGGAUUAAAGGGUGUUUACUUGCUAUCUUUGGGAUGGGGCGUUCUGCAUGGACGUUUCGCCAUCUUCUUUGGGUGAUUCCCAUGCUACUGGUCGCCUUUGCAAUGGUGGCCGAUUUGAUGUUUCGAUUUUGUGGUUUAGUUGGGAGGGAAUUUCAUGAGGCUGAAUUGGUUAGAUUGGAACAUUGGGGUGUACAGUAA
This is a messenger RNA of Ostreobium quekettii, 378 nucleotides long. Lineage: Eukaryota; Viridiplantae; Chlorophyta; Ulvophyceae; Bryopsidales; Ostreobiaceae. The record is from the annotation of a GenBank genome assembly.